UCGAUUUAUCAUUUUCAAAAAACAUCUACCCAUUUUCAACCUUCUAACAAUUUCAGAGAUACCACGCAAGGCUGCAAAUCCCAGAACUCCCGAACAGUUCUCCUCUGUAAAUUUUCGAAAUGUUGAGGUUCGUUUCUUACUCCAAUUUUCUAUCUUCCUUUCACUCUCAUUCUUCGUUUAGGGUUUUCUCUCACUCUCUCCAUCAAUUCAUUCCCAAUAAUAAUAUUAAUGUUGAUGAUGCUGUUUUCUCAUUCCAUCACAUGCUUAAUAUGCGUUCUACUCCUUCCAUUGUUCAAUUUAACAAGAUUUUAGGGUUCCUUGCUAGGACUAAGAAUCAUUACGCCACUGCCAUUUCCCUUUUUCACCAAUUGGAAUUCAACCAAAUUAAACCAAAUAUUAUUACUUUAAACACUCUCAUCAAUUGUUAUUGCCACACUGGUCAAAUGGGUUUUGCCUUUUCCGUAUUAGCCAAAAUUCUCAAAAUUGGAAUUCAGCCUGAUACCAUAACUUUGAAUACUCUUAUCAAAGGUUUGUGUCUUAACAGUAAGGUUCAUGAAGCUCUGCACUUUCAUGACCAUUUGAUUGCACGUGCGUUUCGGCUGGACCGAAUUACUUAUCGUACUUUAAUUAACGGGCUGUGUAAAAUUGGGGAAACAAGAGCCGCCAUGAAAAUGUUGAGACAAAUUGAUGGGAAGUUGGUCAAUGUGGAUGUGGAAAUGCACAGCAUAAUAAUUGAUAGUUUGUGUAAAGAUAAAUUUGUUACGGAAGCCUAUGAGUUAUAUUCUGAAAUGAUUGCAAAGAAAAUUUCUCCCGAUGUUGUUACUUUCACCGCUCUUAUAUAUGGAUUUUGCAUUGUUGGUCAAUUGAGAGAUGCAUUUGGCUUGUUCCAUGAAAUGGUAUCAAAAAACAUCAACCCAGAUGCUUAUACUUUUAGUAUAUUGGUUGAUGCUCUUUGUAAGGAAGGAAAUGUGAAAGAAGCUAAAAAAGUGUUAGCCAUGAUGACAAAAGAAGGUGUAACACCUGGUGUUGUUACAUACAAUUCAUUAAUCGAUGGGUAUUUCCUAGUUAAUGAAGUGAACAAGGCCAAAAAUAUAUUUUAUACUCUGGCUCGAAGGGGAGUGGCUCGUGAUGUUCAUUCUUAUAAUAUAAUGAUCAAUGGAUUGUGCAAGAGUAAAAUGGUGGAUGAGGCCAUCAAUCUCUUCAAAGAAAUGAGUUGCAACAAUAUUAUUCCUGAUUUGAUAACUUACAAUGCCCUUAUUGAUGGUUUGUGCAAAUCAAGGAGAAUCUCCUAUGCUUGGGAGCUUGUUCUUGAGAUGCAAGAGAAUGGUCAAUCGACCGAUAUAUUCACUUACACUUCUUUAAUACAUGCUUUAUGCAAAAACCAUGAUGUUGACAAAGCUAUUGCAUUAGUCAAGAAAAUUAAAGACCAGGGCAUUCAACCAGAUAUAUGCGCAUACAAUAUACUUCUAGAUGGACUAUGCAAAGGAGGACAACUUAAGAACGCACAAGAUGUUUUUAAGGAUCUUUUGAUUAAGGGAUAUAGUCUGGAUAUCCGAACGUAUAAUAUUAUGAUCAAUGGACUUUGUAGAGAGGGCUUGUUUGAUGAAGUAGAGGCCUUGUUCUCCAAAAUGGAAUACAAUGGUAUCAUUCCUGAUGCUAUAACUUAUGAAACUAUUAUCCGUGCUCUCUUUUAUAAAAAUGAGAAUGAAAAGGCAGAGAAACUUCUCCGUGAAAUGAUUACUAGAGGUCUACUUGAAAAGUAACUCUAGGUUCCUUACUGCCUGCUUGAUCUAAAUCAUUAUGCAGGAUCAAACAAACGGCCCACAUCAUUCAAGGAUAUCUGAACUGCAGGAUCAGUUGAUUAUUCAUCAGUAUUUAGUUUUGAUUGAUUAGUAUGUACUAAUGACGAGGCUGUUGGAACUGUAUUUAUGGCUACUUUGAAUUUUGUGUUAUUUGUGCGACGCGAGAGCUUUUGUCAAUGAAGAUUCAGACACACAAGCUUAUCAGAAAUGAUAUACUCUUUGUUUUCUAUUA
Messenger RNA from Vicia villosa (hairy vetch), 2034 nucleotides. RefSeq names its product pentatricopeptide repeat-containing protein At1g12620-like. Gene Ontology annotation, molecular function: protein binding. The record is from RefSeq and is a predicted model, not a curated record. Lineage: Eukaryota; Viridiplantae; Streptophyta; Magnoliopsida; Fabales; Fabaceae. The transcript has 2 exons. The coding region runs from base 120 to 1763 and encodes 547 amino acids.